Molecule: messenger RNA, 1031 nt
Organism: Pezoporus flaviventris
Lineage: Eukaryota; Metazoa; Chordata; Aves; Psittaciformes; Psittacidae
Product: alkaline phosphatase, tissue-nonspecific isozyme
Exons: 5
Coding region: 140-817 (225 amino acids)
Biological process (GO): dephosphorylation
Cellular component (GO): plasma membrane
Molecular function (GO): alkaline phosphatase activity
Source: RefSeq, a predicted model, not a curated record
CCCCGGGCUGGCUGAGGGGAUGGGGAGGUGACAACGUGCCUGUUCCCAGGUUGCCAAGUAUGUGUGGCACCGGAGGGACCUGCUGGCGCUCAACCUCAGCCGUGUCGACUUCCUCCUGGGCCUCUUUGAGCCGGGUGACAUGGUGUACGAGCUGGACAGGAACAAUGAGACGGAUCCGUCCCUCACCGAGAUGGUGGCUGUAGCCAUCAGGAUGCUCCAGAAAAACCCCCGGGGGUUCUUCCUCCUGGUUGAAGGGGGCCGCAUCGACCACGGGCACCACGAGGGGAAGGCAAAGCAGGCGCUGCACGAGGCGGUGGAGCUGGACCGGGCCAUCGGGCUGGCCACUCGCCUCACGUCGGUGCAGGACACGCUCAGCGUGGUCACCGCCGACCACUCGCACGUCUUCACCUUCGGCGGCUACACCCCGCGAGGGAACCCCAUCUUCGGUCUGGCUCCGAUGCAGAGCGACGUGGACCGCAAACCGUUCACCUCCAUCCUCUACGGCAACGGCCCCGGCUAUAAGAUAGUGGCAGGGGAGCGCGAAAACGUCUCCGCUGUGGAUUUCGCGCACGCUGACUACCAGGCGCAAUCAGCCGUGCCCCUGCGCCAGGAGACCCACGGCGGGGAGGACGUGGCCGUCUUCGCCCGCGGCCCCAUGGCCCAUCUCCUGCACGGCGUCCACGAGCAGAACUACAUCCCCCACGCCAUGGCUUACGCCGCCUGCAUCGGCUCCAACCGAGCCCACUGCAACGCUGCCGUCCGCCCCGGUGCCUCCGUGCUGCUGCCCUUCCUCGCUCUUCUCUUCCUCCUCUGCUAAAGUGCCUCUUGCAAAGCACCGAAGGGGUGUGUGUGCGAGGGGGGAUUUAUUUUUAAUUCCUGCCUCCCUCCUCCCUUCUCUUUGGGUUUUUGUGGAUGGCAGCGCCCGGGAAAGAGGAGAGCAAAAAAGAAAGACUCAGCGGAGCAAAAAAGCAGCCGCCGGCGGUUUCGUGCUGGGAGCUGCCUCUGUAAAUACACGGUUCCUUCCCCUGUAA